Messenger RNA from Rangifer tarandus platyrhynchus (Svalbard reindeer), 477 nucleotides. The record is from the annotation of a GenBank genome assembly. Lineage: Eukaryota; Metazoa; Chordata; Mammalia; Artiodactyla; Cervidae.
AUGGCCGUUGCUCGCCAGGACUCGAGGCCAGUGAAGGCCCGGCCUUUGCCGCGUGCAGACGCGCCCGCGGCGAUGCUGCGCUGCCCCGGCACACAGCUGCCCGCGUGCUGCUCUCGUGGGGUCGGAGUCACGUCCACCUGUGCCCACAGGUUCCGUGCACGGCCCCUCGGCGCCCGGCCCAGCCCGGGGACCCUCGCUCCGACUCCUCCAGCGAUCCUCGCUCCUCCAGCGACCGCUGUCCUCGGAGUCGUCGGGGCAAACCCUGCUCGCGACGCCGAUGGCGGGCGCCCAUGCCCGCCCGGGCCUGCCCGACGGAGGCGUGGGCCCGGGGAGGGGGCAGGCCACGCGGCCGGCGCAGCGCCCCCUGCGGGCCGGGCGGGGUCGGUCCGGGCGCCCCUCCGGGACGGCGGGGCCAAGGGGCGGCGGCCGCUUCGGGCGGGCGGGCCGGGCCGGCGGAGGAGUCGGGCUAUUUUGUGA